AUGACUCCAAAAGCAAAAAGACCAAGAUUAUCACGUUCAACUCGGGCUGGUAUCAUUUUUCCAGUAUCACGUGUACAUCGUCAACUUAAAUCAAUGCCAACUGCUACUAAACGAAUAACUCAAGGUGCAUCCAUUUAUCUAUCAGCUGUCAUUGAAUAUCUCGUUGCUGAACUACUUGAAUUAAGUGGUAAUGCUGCACGUGAUUGUCAUCGUAGUCGUAUUAUACCAAGACAUAUUUUACUUGCUUAUGCAAAUGAUGAUGAAUUAUAUCGAUUACUUCGUAAUUGUGUAGUUCCUGAAGCUGGAGUAUUGCCGAGUAUUAAUCUUGCUCUUUUCCCUCAUGUUAUUGGUCAAACUUCAAAUAAAUUACCACAAUCAAAAUCAUCAAUAUCAAGAGGAACAAAAAAAACUGUAUCAUCAACUGGUACUACUGCUAAAGCAAGUUUUUCUAAGCCGUCUUUAACUAAAAAGGGUCAAGCAAGUUUUAGUAUAUUGGGUACACCAACAUCGAAGGCUGCUGCAGUUAAAGAUACUGCAGUAACAACACUUUCUGAACGUGUUCUUGUUCGUGGUCAAAAAUUAACUGUUGUUCAAGGAAGUAUUGUUAAUAUUAAAGCUGAUGCUAUUGUUCAUCCAACAAAUGAUUCAUUUUACAUGGGUGGUGAUGUUGGUAAAGCUUUGAUUCAAGUAGGAAGACAACAACUUCGAGAUGCUGUAACUCAAGCAGCUAAAGAUGCAACAUUAAUAAAUGCUGGCGAUGUCACUAUAAGUGCUGCACCAAAUUUAUCUGCUUCACAUUUAAUUCAUGUUUUUUCACCGAAAUGGAAUGUUGAUAGCCAAGAAGAAAGCAUUGGAGAACUUGAUAAAGCCACUUUAAAUAUUUUAACUUUAGCUGAUCAACAAGGUCUUACAUCAGUUGCUAUACCAAGUAUUAGUAGUGGACGUAAUGGUUUUCCAAAACAAACGGCUGCACAGACAAUUCUUGCUGCUUUAUCAAAAUUUUUUCGACAAACAGCUACAACAAAUCUUCAACACAUUUUUUUUGUUUUGUACGAUGCUGAAAGUGUUAAUGUUUAUACAACUGAACUUCAACGUAUGGUUGAGUAA
Rotaria sp. Silwood2 is the source of this 1107-nucleotide messenger RNA. Lineage: Eukaryota; Metazoa; Rotifera; Eurotatoria; Philodinida; Philodinidae. The record is from the annotation of a GenBank genome assembly.